ACAGCUGUUUAUAUUCACAUCUGGAUUUUACAUGAUGCGAAUUCACACACGCGUGUUUAGAUCGGGAUUUAGCGCGACAGCGCCUGCGCACAGUGUGGAGAGAGAAACGCGCUGAGAGCUUUUGUUUACCGGGGGGUCACACACACACACACACACACACACACACACACACACACACACACACACACCCACCAUCAUCAUCAUCAUGUCUUCAUCAGAACUGGAUUAUAUCCCACCAUGGUGGAUUUACUGGCUUCAUCAGUUCCCUCACAUCAACCUCAGACUGCAGCACAUCAACAACACCUUCAGCCCUCAGGAGGAAAACUACCAGCAGUCUCUGUUCUUCCUGGUGAGUGUAUCCUCCGCGGCGUUGGGACUGAACCUCCUGGCUCUGGCGGUGUAUCUGAGUUUCCUGUGCUGCUGUCGGAAGAAGGCCGCCGUCGACGAGGAGGAGACGAAGAAAUCGAAUUCGCAUUGCGUUACCUGGACCGCCGUCACCGCCGGACUCCUCAACUGCAUCGCGGUUGGAGUCGGUUUCUACGGCAACAGUGAGACCAACGAUGGGGUGUACCAGCUGACCUAUUCCCUGUACAACACCAACCACACUCUGGCAGGAGUGGAGGACCUGGUCUCGUCUUCGUUGGGUGGAAUGCAGAGCGGAAUGAAGGAGCAUCUCUCACGCCUGGAUGAAAUAUUUGCAGUUCGGAGUGAUUUCAUCCAGAUGUUGAAGUUCAUGCAGCAGAUGAUGGAGAGUGUGACCAAGCAGCUGCUGGGCCUGCCGGAUUGGAAGGAGGCUAAUGUCGACCUGACCUCCGUCGCUGAUCAGACGGCGUCAGUCGAGUAUUACAGGUGGUUGACGUAUCUGCUGAUCCUGAUCCUGGAUCUGCUCAUCUGUCUGCUGGCGUGUCUGGGUCUCGCCAGGAAAUCACGCUGCCUCCUCACAACGAUGAUGGUGUUCAGUAUGCUAACUCUGAUGGUCAGCUGGGCGUCUCUGGGAGCAGAUGUGGCCACAUCUGUGGGUGUUAGUGAUUUCUGUGUAUCUCCAGAUAAGUUCAUUAUGAACCAGACAAAAGACUCCAUCAGCUCAGAUAUCGUCCAUUAUUAUUUGUACUGCAGUCAGACGAUUCCGAAUCCCUUCCAGCAGACUCUGAACAUCUUCCAAAGAUCUCUGACCACCAUGCAGCUCCAGGUUCAGGUUUUACAGAAGUUUGCUGUUCCUCUCUUCCCUACUGCAGAGAGAGAUCUCCUGGGUCUCCAGCUCAUGUUCAAUAGUUCUGAAUCAAAGUUGCAUCAGAUCACUGCCCUGCUCGACUGCAGAGGAAUCAACAAGGACUAUGUGGACGCUCUGAUGGGGGUGUGUUAUGAUGGGGUGGAGGGGUUGCUGUACCUCGGUCUCUUUUCUCUACUGUCCAUCACUGCCUUCUGCAUCAUGAUGUGUGUGAUACCACGAGCCUUGAGGGACAUCAACAACCGGGAUUAUGGGGAUUUCGAGGACUCCGACCCGUUCGGUUCUCGGGCACAGAAUGAGAACUUACACACAUUCUGUAGCAGCAGCCAGAACAGCCUUCAUACACCACCGGCCCCACCUACCUCCAACAGGAAUCAGUCCACGGUGUUUGGAGGAAACCCACGUUUUGAGGACGCUCCUCUUAUAAACAGAGGAUCUCCUCCUCCUUCGUAUUCUCCCACUAUGCGAGCGAACUACCUCUCCGUGACCGAAGACCAGAUGAGACAUUUUGGCGACGAUUUUAGGACCUGAACAACACACACGCUCACCCACACUAAACACACACACACACACCCACACUAAACACACACACACACACACACUCACCCACACUAAACACACACACACUCACACACACUCACACAGACUCAGGACUUCAUUUUUUUUUUCCACGACUACUGAUACUGACAUGUUUUAACUUUAUACAGGUAUUAAUGUAAGUAAAUAAUUGAUUAAGGUGCUACAUGUGAUUUUAUUAAUGUUUAUACUGUAUAUGGUUAGCCAUAAUGAUAAUAACUCGACACGAUCAGAUCAGAGUUAAUACUGCAUCUCUAACAGUGUGUGUUAUGGGAAGGAGACUGUGAGGGUUCAGAUUUAAUAAUAAUGAUAAUAAUAAUAAUUUUCUUUCAAACACACACACACACACACACAGUUAUUUAGAUUAAGGGCCAGAAAACAAAAUGUAUCCUGGAUGAGGGGCCACAAAUUUGCUUUGGAUAAAAGCAUCUCUGUACACUGAAGAGCCAAAACAUGGACGUGCCAAGGUCUGUUUUUAGCAGUUGUUCAUGUGAAGGUGCUGUAAAAAGUAUUUGCCCCUUUCAGAAAUUCUAUUUAGCACAUAUUCUGCCACACGUCUAUGUUUAUCAGACUAUUUUAAUAUCAGAAAAGAGCCCAAAUAAACACAAUAUGUUUUCAUUUAUUGAAGAAAAAUGCUGUUCAGGCCUACCUGCUCCUCUGUGAAAAUGUCAUUCCCUCUUUAGCUGCUAAACUGGGACUCCAGUGAAGCACAGUGAGAGCCAUUAUCCAUAAAUGAAAAGAAAUCACCAAGAACAUGUUAACCAGUCAUCCAGGAGGUCACAAAACAACCCAGAUUAACAUUUAAAGAACUCCAGGACUCACCUCAGUUACGGUCAAUGAUCACGAUUCCACAAUAAAUAAGUCACUGGGCAAGAAUGGCAUCCAUAGGUGCAAAUCACUGCUAAAAUAGAAUAAAUUGGGAUGGAGGCAAACACUUUUUCGCAGCACUGUGUGUUAAAUAUUGGGCAUUUACAUGUAACAUAUCCAGGAUCUGAACUUGCAACCUUCUGAUCAGCUUAAAAUAUCAACAUUGGUGGUUUAGUGCAGCCAGGAUUAAAACAUACAACUUCUGAUUAGUUUACAAGCCAUACAGGAUUUGUACUUACAACCUUCUGGUCAAAAAAAGUUGCUCAUCCAAGGGAGUUCAAGUUCCUCACAACUGUUGUGUGUGGAAGAACAUUUAACACUUGGUGUAUUAAGAAGUGUGGGUGCUGCACAGCAACAUGAAAUACUGUGUACUGGUAUAGGGUAUAGGGUAUAGGGUAUUGGUAGCUUAGUGGUUAAGGUACUGGACUAGUAAUCAGAAGGUCGCUGGUUCAAGCCCCACCACUGCCACGUUGCUACUGUUGGGCCCCUGAGCAAAUCGUGACAUAAUUGUAAGUCGCAUUGGAUAAAAAAGCGUCUGCUAAAUGCCGUAAAUGUACUGGGACCAUGAGCUCCAUUCUUGUUCCAGUCACUUCUUUUCCCCUCUCACAAGAAGCCACUAGAUGGCAACAUUAUUCAUCAUUUAUUGCCCUUUAUAGCUUCACUACUGCAGUGCUUAUACUGAAAUGCAGCUAAUUCUUGUUGUUUUACCUUCUGAACUGCAUUCUGACUUAUGUUAGAAUGAAGUAAAUCAUGUUAGCAUUAGCUUAACCCAGUUAUACCUGCUGACAAGCACAGUGUGUCAUUAAACGUCACUUUUAAUCACUUAUACAAACGUUCACCAACAAUCCCAAAACAUUUGAAUGUAGCUACAAUUUUUUUCUACUGAUUAAAUGUAUUUUAAUGUUGGUAUUUUAUUAACGUUACUAGAAUUUGUAAAUAACUUGUAUUAUAACAAACACAUGGUUGUUUUUAGUGUGCGUUUUUUAUCCUCAAGCUAAUCAAGCUGUGUUUAGCAUUACACCAAAUCUGUUGUAAAUGCUAAAUUGCUAAAAUGCUAAAAUACAAUUACUGAGGUAUAUUUGUGUACUAAAGGUUGCUUUACCCACUUGUGUUAACUUUGUUAACAAGAAUAAAUGUGACUGACUUCACCUUGCAAUAUUACUAGCCACUUGACUGAUAUGGGAAUCUAAUGGAAACAAGUCAGCGCAGUUAGCAUAAUGUUAACACACGUUCGUUAACUUGGAUUCAGCAGUAUAAUGUGUCGUUUUGUUUGUUUAUUUAUUAGGAUUUUAAUGUCAUGUCACUCAUUACACAAAGUUCAUCAGUUCACAAGGUUGUAUCGAACCCAGUCUUGGACAAUUUUGUAUCUCCAAUUCACCUCACUUCCACGUCUUUGGACUGUGGGAGGAAACCCACGCGGACACGGGGAGAACAUGCAAACUCCACACAGAAAGGACCCGGACUGCCCCACUUGGGGAUCGAACCCAGGACCUUCCUGCUGUGAGGCGACAGUGCUACCCACUUAGCCACCGUGCUGCCCCGUCUUUUUUUUGUAAUUAAGUGAUUUUUUAAACUCCGUUCAUGGGGGAUCCCAGCAAACAUGUCACCAUUAGCCCGUCACAUUUCAGUACAGUGCUUAUAUGGGUACUAAAUGAGUUAGCCCAUACUAUUUUAGGCAGUUCUUGCAUAUGAAAGCACAUUAGGCUCAGUGGGACAUUUGUCAAUAACAAAAUAUUAAUGGGCCUCUUGGUUCAAGCCGAUUAUACCAAACCGGUCCAGCCCAAACUUGUUUGUAUGGAGACUUUAACUAUUCUUGCUCUCCUUUAUUAUCAAAAGUGGCUACAUCUAUCAGCACUCCCUUACUAGCAUGAUGCUAAAUUACUUUGUUAGAUGUACUUUGUUAUUAGCAACCAGUUUGUGUUGACUGGAAUUCCACUGAAUUUGCUGUUUAUUAUUUGACAUGACUAUAUCAGCUAGUGAUUCAUGAUCAUUUCCUCACUAGCAUGAUGCUAAACGACUGUUUCUAGCUUUAAUUUAUUGUUAACAAUGUCAGAAUUGUGUUUUUUAAGUAAAGUAUUCCUUUAAUGCACUAUUUGUCUUCCAGGGGGGUUGUUUUGCUCCUGUCGAGGAAACGUUUGCGAUCAGGUCACUGUAUAUUACUGCCAUUGUGUGUUUUUAAUUGUGGUUUUUAAUACUUUUUGGUUGCAUGUGUGUGUACGUUUCUAAUAAACUGUCGGAAGCACAAUUUUA
This is a messenger RNA of Trichomycterus rosablanca, 4921 nucleotides long. It is a transcript of the gene ttyh2, whose product is annotated as tweety family member 2. The record is from RefSeq and is a predicted model, not a curated record. The transcript is spliced from 14 exons. Gene Ontology annotation, molecular function: volume-sensitive chloride channel activity; intracellularly calcium-gated chloride channel activity. NCBI's taxonomy places the organism in Eukaryota, Metazoa, Chordata, Actinopteri, Siluriformes, Trichomycteridae. The coding region runs from base 206 to 1759 and encodes 517 amino acids. Gene Ontology annotation, cellular component: plasma membrane.